AUGACUAUGUUCUUACACGAUAAUGAUAUUUAUAAAUAAAGAACUAGAAAAGCUUUUUUUAUACAAUCAUCAAUAGAAAACAACACGAAACUAAUUUCCCUGUGGGCCAAGUCAAAAGUUAUCAUUUAUUUAGCUUAUCGUUACGAAAAAGAGAAAAUUUCCAGCAAUAAAAAUGUUUUUAACGCGUUUACUAAACAACAUCACAAAAAGAACAAUGGCCACUGCAAGCAAUACAGAAUUGGAAUCUUUUGUUAAGAAUAGCAAAAAGAUUGUAGGAGCUGCUUUAAAUUAUAUGGACAUUGUUAGGGAAAGAAAUGUUCCUGUACCAGAAUUGCCUUUGAUGUUUUUAAAACCCACCACUUCAUUGAUACAAGAAGGUCAAGAUAUUGUGAUACCCAAAGUUUUUUCUAAGGUAGCCUAUGAAGUUGAAUUGGGUGUUAUUAUAGGCAAACAUUGUAAAAAUGUUUCCAAAGCUGAGGCCUUAAAUUAUGUUGGCGGCUAUUGUUUGGCUUUAGAUAUGACAGCUCAGUGUGCAUUGGGUGAGGCUCGUGCUAAAGGACAUCCUUGGUCUUUGGGUAAAGGUUUUGAUACUUCUACACCAGUAUCUCGUUUUAUUAAACUUGAAGAUAUCAAAGAUCCUCACAAUGUCGACUUAUGGCUUAAACUUAAUGGGGAAUACAAACAAAAGGGCAAUACUUCGGAUUUAAUUUUCAAAGUUGAUGAUCUUAUUUCGUAUACCUCACAAUUUAUGACUCUGGAACCAAAUGAUAUUAUUUUGACUGGUACACCCAAUGGUUCUUUGCCCAUUAAGGGAGGUGAUGUCAUUGAAUGUGGCAUGGGUGAUAUGAUUAAAAUGACAUUCAAUUGUAAAGAUGAAUAAUGAUGGGUAACGGGAAUGUGCAUUAUGGAAAUAGUUUAAAAAAAUAAUAAAAUAUUUUGUAUAAAAUAAUGUUAAAAUUA
Messenger RNA from Lucilia cuprina (Australian sheep blowfly), 960 nucleotides. RefSeq names its product acylpyruvase FAHD1, mitochondrial. Gene Ontology annotation, cellular component: mitochondrion. Gene Ontology annotation, molecular function: acetylpyruvate hydrolase activity. The coding region runs from base 173 to 880 and encodes 235 amino acids. The record is from RefSeq and is a predicted model, not a curated record. NCBI's taxonomy places the organism in Eukaryota, Metazoa, Arthropoda, Insecta, Diptera, Calliphoridae. The transcript has 4 exons.